AUGGACAGUCUCGCCUCGUUCAUCGUACGGUCCGCCGUGGCCAUGACUGCUCCGCCGCCGCCGUCCAUGGGACACCCGCAUCCCCCUCCCGACGCGCCUCCCGGUGAUGGUGGUGGUGGUGGUCCCCCGGUGGGACCUCCGGGAAGCCAGGGCGACUGCCGACUCAUGGGGCCCUUCUCCCUCUUCGUGCAGGCCGCCCUGGGAUCCCUGGCACUACUAUCGCUCGUGUUCAAGAGGUGGAGGGAGAGGCCGCAGCGCCCCGUCAAGAUUUGGUUCUUUGACGCGUCAAAGCAGGUCUUUGGCUCCGUCCUAGUGCAUAUCGCCAACAUCUUCAUGUCCAUGCUCACCAGCGGACGCUUCGCCAUCAAGAUGGACCCCAGGAGCGCCGGCGACGAGCUCAUGGCCCGUCGCGAGGACGGGUACGUCCCCAACCCUUGCUCCUUCUACAUCCUCAACCUCGCCAUAGACACCACCGUUGGCAUCCCAAUCCUCAUCAUCCUCCUCAAGAUCACGACCGGCCUCGUGGCCCGCACACCCUUCGGCACGCCUCGCGAGUCCAUCCAGUCAGGCUACUACGGUCAGCCCCCCAGCGCGUGGUGGUGGCUGAAGCAGUCGCUCAUCUACUUCGUCGGCCUCUUCGGCAUGAAGGUCUGCGUCCUCAUCAUCUUCCUCGUCCUGCCCUGGAUAUCCGAGAUUGGUGACUGGGCGCUCAGCUGGACCGAAGGCAACGAGAGGCUCCAGAUCGCCUUCGUCAUGAUGAUAUUCCCCCUCAUCAUGAACGCCAUGCAGUACUACAUCAUCGACUCCUUCAUCAAGGAGCCCGGCAGCGCCGACCAUCACGAACGUCUGCCCACCGAGGAUCCGGAUGAGAGUGACAGCGGCGACCGUCGCCACCACCACCAUCGCAACCGCGACGACGACGAAGCCGAUCGGGGAGAGGAGCUCGUCACCAGCAGCGACAACGACGACCCGGACGACGACAACGGAGACGGUCAGGAUUCCGACGACGAUAAGAGGAUGAAGAAGAAGGGCCAGGGGAACCAACGUGCCAACAAUGACAGUCAGAAGCGACGCGGCAGCUCGGCAGAGUACGACCCUGCCAAGGAUGGCGAUGCGGGCACCGUCAUCGGCAGUGUCGGCACUUCUAGUCUGACCAAGAGCUAA
Geosmithia morbida is the source of this 1164-nucleotide messenger RNA. Its product is annotated as Vaculolar membrane protein. The coding region runs from base 1 to 1164 and encodes 387 amino acids. Gene Ontology annotation, cellular component: membrane. The record is from RefSeq and is a predicted model, not a curated record. The transcript has 2 exons. NCBI's taxonomy places the organism in Eukaryota, Fungi, Ascomycota, Sordariomycetes, Hypocreales, Bionectriaceae.